Molecule: messenger RNA, 1388 nt
Organism: Phragmites australis (common reed)
Lineage: Eukaryota; Viridiplantae; Streptophyta; Magnoliopsida; Poales; Poaceae
Product: zinc-finger homeodomain protein 1-like
Exons: 2
Coding region: 221-1060 (279 amino acids)
Biological process (GO): regulation of DNA-templated transcription; regulation of developmental process
Cellular component (GO): nucleus
Molecular function (GO): DNA-binding transcription factor activity; transcription cis-regulatory region binding
Source: RefSeq, a predicted model, not a curated record
GAGCGAGCGAAAGAGCGAGAGAGAGAAACCAGAGAUAGAGAGAGAGUGCUAGUGUGCCGUGUGCGUGGGAGAGAGAAACAGAGUUACAUCAUCACCUAGGCACAAGCUACGCAGUGCAGCCAGCGGCUUGCAGCCUUCCUGCAGCGGCGCGUCAAAACUGGCAGCCAGACGGCAAGGCACAAGAAACACCUGCCCGCCGGUGCCCGGUCGCCGGUCGACCAUGGACUUCGACGACCACGAUGACGGCGACGAGGAGAUGCCGCCGGUGAUGAGCUCCAGCUACGAGACCCCGCAGCAGGUAGCUGGGUUCGCUGGCGGUGUGGCUCCCAGGCCGACCGGCGAGCCCGGCGGCCGUGCCAAGGCCCCGGGCAGCGGCGCCGGCGGGAGGUACCGCGAGUGCCUCAAGAACCACGCGGUCGGCAUCGGGGGCCACGCCGUGGACGGGUGCGGCGAGUUCAUGGCCGCGGGCGAGGAGGGCACCCUCGACGCGCUCCGCUGCGCCGCGUGCAACUGCCACCGGAACUUCCACCGCAAGGAGUCCCCGGGCACCCAGGGCUCGCCCAUCUCCCCCGCCGCGAUUGUCGCCUACGGCGCCACUCCGCACCACCAGUUCUCCCCGUACUACCGCACCCCGGCCGGGUACUUCCACCAGCAGCAGCACCACAUGGCCGCAUCUGCGGCGGCAGUAGCCGCCGCCGCAGGUCACACGCCGCGGCCGCUGGCGCUCCCGUCCACCUCCCACAGCGAGCGCGACGACGGCGACGACCUGUCCGGGAUGGCGGGGCCCUUGUCGUUUGUGGGGCCGCUGAGCGGCAUGUCCCUGGGCGGCGCGGGCCCUUCCGGCUCGGGCGGGUCCGGGUCCGGCAAGAAGCGGUUCCGCACCAAGUUCACCCAGGAGCAGAAAGACAAGAUGCUGGCGUUCGCGGAGCGCGUGGGGUGGCGCAUCCAGAAGCACGACGAGGCCGCCGUGCAGCAGUUCUGCGACGAGGUCUGCGUCAAGCGCCACGUGCUCAAGGUGUGGAUGCACAACAACAAGCACACCCUCGGCAAGAAGCCAUAGCACCUGACCCCCUCCGCAUGCACGAAACAAACUCCACGCGCGCAUGCAUCCCAGAGCAGCUGUUCGAUCACAUCAACGGUGCCCAUGGCCAGCGCUCCGGUAGGCACCUGCAUCUUCUUCGUUACCAUUCGACUUCGGCGCCUUCGUGGCGGCGUAGGUUAGUAGCUAGUAACUUGUAGCGAGCGGUUCGUUCUUGGCUUUAUUAGGCAGUUCUUUUAUUUUAUUUUCCCUUCAACUGUACUUGUUCGUGUUGUUCUUCUAUCCCCAUGGCAUGGCCAUUUGCCGAUUUGGUUACGUUCUUCAUGGGAAUGUACUUGAUGUUGCAACU